AUGACAUCGCCCGGAGAUGGCACUCCGGUGAAACCUCCGCCGUCCUUCUCCCCCGGCCCAGCGCGAGCCACAUCCAAGUCCCGAUACCCGGAUGGACAAGAGGUCACGCACUCGAUAGACGCCGAGCUGGCGGAGGCUCGGUCACCGUCGUCUCCGACACCUCUGUCGGCCACGACCGCUGAGCUGCCAAUCCGGUCAGCGUCGCCGCAUGCCCGCUCUGUCAGAUCGUCCACCCCGCAAUUAGCUCGCUCGUCGCUUGGGUCGCCCUUUGAUGGACGUUUUGAUGGCUCGGAGGAUAUCAGAUCGUUAAUAAUACGCGCCUUCUCACCUACUGUCACCGUUCACGCUUCCGAGGACACCGAUGAAUUGGUUAGGAAUAAGGGGUUCAGAGGGGGCUUUUGCGAGUUGAUUCGACCUUUUGGGGAAACUGUGCCAGGCAAGGUCAUCAUUCGCGAUAGUGUUGGCUCAAGUCGUGCCUGGGAGGAUUACGGGGUGCGCUUCGUGGAUCUCAAAGGGUUUGGGCGGAGUCCUCCUGGUCGAGAUUCCGCACGAGACUCACCCUUGGCGCAGAUUGAGGAGGUACUGGAGAAACAAUUGAAUUCUGCAGAAGGACCAAUCGGCAGCUCUGUGCCAUCCAAAGACGUGUUGGGAUUCCCUGCCACGACACCAUUGUGCAAGCUGUUCCUGCGGCAGCUUCUGUCCUCUACCUCUGCUGCGCCUCACGAGACAUUCGGCCACCCUGUGGCUAGCGUGAUUACUAUCAGCUCGCGCAACCCAGCGCCCUUGGAGACACUCAGACAGCUCUACGCUGAGAGUAAUACAGGUGACAAACGCUUGCCUGAGUGGGUUAACCAGGAAUACCUUCGAUAUUACGUCUUGAUACACGACGAAGAGCGCGAUGAUAUCACGGAGUCCACCAAACUGUAUGAUCAGAUGAAGCGGCAUUUCGGCUUACAUUGUCAUCUCUUGAGACUCCGAAGUAGCCAAUGUGUCGUGACGGAUGAUGACAGUGUCCAAGUGCCACAAUGCGAAUGGUUGUCCCCCCAAAGAACGGUUAUCCGGGAGACAUUAGUGGACCUUGGUACAGAUGAUACUCCCUACCUCUUCGAUUCUGAUGCGACCGCGAUCAGGUCCUUCAUUCGUGAACUCAUUGUACAGUCCGUGAUUCCUUUCAUGGAGAACCGAGUAGCCGUCUGGAACGACCAAGUAGCAUCUCGAAGGCGAGGCAUAAGUGGCCGCUUCAUGUCCAUGUCCCGACGAUGGGCCGGUUUUGGCUCAGGUUCGCGAUCGGGUAUUGGGGGAUCAUCGGGUAGUGGAAGUGGGAACUACGAUUCGGACCAACAUUUCUAUAGCCCGGAUUCCCCAGAGGCUAUCCUGCGAAAGAUGGCUGAUUUUGCGGUCAUGCUCCGUGAUUGGAAGCUGUCUGCUUCGACUUAUGAAAUGAUCCGAUCCGACUUUGGCAAUGACAAAGCGUGGAAGUAUCACGCUGCGGCCCACGAAAUGUGUGCAGUGAGCACACUGCUGAACCCCAUGGCAAUGUCAGCCAAAAUCAAGCUCGAGAGUGUUGACCAGAUGUUUGAGACUGCCUGUUACUCCUAUCUCACACGAUGCUCUGACCCGACUCACGCGCUACGGUGUCUCGCCCUGGCCGUCGAGCUUCUCAAGUCUCGGGGUGGAUCUGCCACCGAGAGUGCCGCCAGGUGGGCUAUGCGGGUCAUGGACUUCGGCCUGGUCGGCUCGGUCGGUCAAAUCCUCUUCAUGGAGCGGGUGGCAGCUUGCUACGCAUCCAAAACUCCUGCCGGCGGAGCCAAAUGGGGAGCGCGUCGCCGCAAAGCCGGCAUGUGGAGUCUGUUUGCUGCCGACCAAUGGCUCAAACUCGGGAAGCCCAACCUGGCAUCAGCCUGCGUCGAGGAAGCCGAGCGUCUAUAUGGCGAGGUGCUUGAGACCGACGGUAUCUUCCCGAUGCCCGAGAUGCAAACCUUCGUCGACAACUUGCGGCAUGCAGUGAAGGUCGAGUAUCUCGAGGCAAGAGGCUUCGAUGCACGCGAUGAGCCGGCCACAGAAGACCCGCUUGACACCGAGGAGACCAGCGAGAAGCUCGAAAAAAUCGAUAAGCGUAACCAUCGUCGCUCUCUUAUCGGACUUCCUGGGCAACUGGAUGCAGGAAACCUCAAAAUGACCGCAACGGUGAGGGACUCUGAGAACUCGCCUAACGAUGACUUUGAACGAGCCUAG
Molecule: messenger RNA, 2235 nt
Organism: Penicillium cinerascens
Lineage: Eukaryota; Fungi; Ascomycota; Eurotiomycetes; Eurotiales; Aspergillaceae
Product: TRAPP III-specific subunit 85 family protein
Exons: 2
Coding region: 1-2235 (744 amino acids)
Biological process (GO): endoplasmic reticulum to Golgi vesicle-mediated transport; protein localization to phagophore assembly site
Cellular component (GO): TRAPPIII protein complex; phagophore assembly site; cytoplasmic vesicle
Source: RefSeq, a predicted model, not a curated record